This is a messenger RNA of Nipponia nippon (crested ibis), 243 nucleotides long. Lineage: Eukaryota; Metazoa; Chordata; Aves; Pelecaniformes; Threskiornithidae. The record is from RefSeq and is a predicted model, not a curated record.
AUGGGCGACGGGGGAGCUUCCUGCUUCCCAGCUGCGCUGCAGCUGAACAAUAUCCCCCUUCCCCUCCAGGGCCCCCGGGGGAGCCCGUCUUCCCCCGUGCCAGGGGUGGCGAGAGCUCUGGGGCCUUUGCUGUGGUGGCAGAGCCGUCCCUCGGAGGAGACGGGGCCAGAGCAAGCCCCAGCAUGUCUGGAAGUGCAGGAGCUCGCCCUGGGCAUGGUGAGCGUUGGGCACAGAGGGCUUUGA